Messenger RNA from Aaosphaeria arxii CBS 175.79, 1605 nucleotides. RefSeq names its product POT family protein. Gene Ontology annotation, biological process: transmembrane transport; oligopeptide transport. Bases 1 to 1605 code for a protein of 534 amino acids. The transcript has 7 exons. Gene Ontology annotation, molecular function: dipeptide transmembrane transporter activity; tripeptide transmembrane transporter activity. NCBI's taxonomy places the organism in Eukaryota, Fungi, Ascomycota, Dothideomycetes, Pleosporales. Gene Ontology annotation, cellular component: plasma membrane; fungal-type vacuole. The record is from RefSeq and is a predicted model, not a curated record.
AUGGCGGAUCAGAAACCUACGGAGAACUCUGAAUGGGCAAAUUUACGACGGGUCCCUGACAAGUUGCCCAUGGUCGCUCUUCUGAUCCUUGUCGUUGAGCUUGGGGAGCGUUUUACAUACUUCGGUCUUAGUGGGCCUAUCCAAAAUUACAUCAAUAACCCCUAUGCGCCAGGUUCAGAUCUUCCAGGUGCACUCGGAAAGGGCCAGGCCACGGCAACAGCCUUGGGCAAUUUCUUCAAAUUCUGGGCUUAUGCGUCGACGAUUAUUGGAGCCAUUGUCGCAGAUCAAUAUCUCGGCAAGUUCAAAGCCAUUGUUGCAGCUUGCGGCGUCUACAUCAUUGGCCUUGUUAUCCUCGUCGCAACAGCUACGCCCUCUUCCAUCCAGAGUGGCGCAGGCCUUGGUGGUCUUGUUGCAGCCAUGAUUACUAUCGGCCUUGGUACUGGAGGUAUCAAAGCGAACGUAUCUCCGAUGUGCGCAGAACAGUACCAGAACGCACGCCCCGUGUUGAAGACCUUGAAGACUGGCGAGAAGGUUAUCGUCGACCCUGAGCUAACCAUAGGUCGACUCUUCAUGUGGUUCUAUUGGGUCGUGAAUGUAGGAGCUCUGUCGCCAUUGAUAACUGUCAAUGUUGAGGCCAAACAUUCGUUCUGGCUAGCCUACCUGAUCCCACUCAUAGCUAUCAUUAUCUCCCUUUGUAUCUUCCUCAUUGGCCAGAAGCGAUAUGUCAAAGUUCCUCCGCAAAGCUCCGCCAUUGUCGACGCCAUCAAAGUCGCCACGAUUGCAUGCCGUGAGAAGGGUUUCGAGAACGCAAAAGCUUCAUCUCUCGCUCAAAGUGGCAAGGACCGAAAAUACAAGUUAGCCCAGGAGGAGAGGUACACAGAUCAGUAUGUCGAUGAUGUUCGGAGAGGAGUAAGGAGCUGCAAGAUCUUCCUUUUUCUCCCAUUCUACUUCGUAUGCUGGAUUCAGAUCUGGAACAAUCUAAUCUCACAGGCUGGCGAGAUGGCGCUUCACGGGACACCCAACGAUCUUCUCCAGAACUUAGAUCCCAUUGCCCUUAUCAUCUUCAUUCCAGUGCUUGAUUUGGUCAUCUAUCCCGGCCUUCGCAAGAUGAAGAUCAACUUCGAUCCCAUCUCCCGUAUUUUUGCAGGUUUCCUCCUUGCGUCCUUCUCUAUGGUUUACGCCAGUGUACUCCAACACUACAUCUACAAUUCCGCCCCAAAGAGCAUCCACGUCUGGAUUCAAGCUCCUGCAUAUGUUCUUGUCGCAUUAUCAGAAGCUUUCAUUAUUAUCACUGGGUUGGAACUGGCUUUCACUCAAGCCCCCAAAAGCCUACGAUCCUUCAUCUCCGCCCUUUUCUGGAUUACAAUCGGCAUCGCUGCCGCUAUUUGCAUUGCGCUCAGCCCUGUUUCACAAGACCCCUACUUGGUCUGGAUGUACGCCUCUCUGGCGAUUGUCGGAUUCGUCGCGGGAGUCAUUUUCUUCAUUUGCUUCCGCAAGAGUGCGAAUUGGACACCUGAGAAUGUUAUUCUGGAGGCGGUUGCAGUGGAGCGGAAUAGUAUCAAUCUUCCCGGCCAGGAGUACAAGCAAGACACCAGCAAAGCUUAG